CCCAAAAAUAAAUAAAUCAUCGUCCAUGUAAAAACCUCAGCCUUUGACCAGGGUAAACAUUAGAAGAAAAGACGCGGGAAAAUCUGCAUUGAAACCCUAGAAGGCCAUAAUGGGAUCGCUAGAAGUGGAAACUGAGUAUCAAGAACUCCCAAACGCAUCGCUGGAAGUGAAAACUGAGCAUCAAGAACUCCCAAACGCAUCGCUAGAAGUGAAAACUGAGUAUGAAGAGCUCCGAAACGCUCGAAUCUUGGAAAACAAGGUACUUACUGUACAGGCUAGAAUGGCCAGUCUUGGAAUUCAAAAAACCAUCGCAGAGCUUCGAGCUAGAGCACAAUCGGCGAAGAGACCUUGGAACAAAGUGGACUACUUCUCUGCCCCUUUGCGUUGUUCCAAUCGAUUGAGAGGCAUCUCUCCACCACCACCAUCGCACCCUUCACCGGAAGCUUUGGCUCGGCGUUGCACUGCUUUGAAACUGUGUGUUCGCUGUCACUUCUGCAGAGAAAAGAAAUUGUGUGGUGAAGAAGAUUGUAAACGUUGUGGUGAUUUGGACAUGGAUCAGCCUUGCUUAGGCCAGACAGAUUGUUCAAUUUGUCAUUCUAGCAGUGGUAUUUUUUGCCGAAGAUGUCUUAAUAGCCGCUAUGGUGAAGAACUGUCGGAGGUGAGAGCAAAUAAAGAAUGGAUAUGUCCUCAUUGCACUGAAGAAAAAGGCAUCAAUCCAUAUUGGAUAUGUAACAGCCGAAAUUGCCUAGAGAAGCGAAAGAUGGCUCCAACUGAGAGGGACACUAUAUACAGAGCUAGAAAGAUGGGAUAUAAAUCAGUGGCACAUCUGUUAAUGGAUCAGCUAAAGGGAGCAGUGGAAGGGAGAUGAUAAGAGCUUUUUAGUGAAUUUUGUAAACAUCUUAUUGGGUCUAAUUAGAAGAGCUACAUAGGCAGCUAAAUUAACUUCAGAACGUAAAGAUGAAUAUUAUGAAGACCAACCACCGAUCGUAAUGGCUUGGAUCCUCAUUAUCUAAAGAUGUAACUGGUGCGUGCGAUGUAAAAUGUUUUUGGUUUUUCACCUGGUGUUUUGUACCCGCUAUGGGAUCCGACUAACUAGAUGUGCAAAGCAAUGCCAAAGGACAAGACCCUUGUGCCA
Lycium barbarum (goji berry) is the source of this 1135-nucleotide messenger RNA. RefSeq lists its product as uncharacterized. Bases 110 to 868 code for a protein of 252 amino acids. The record is from RefSeq and is a predicted model, not a curated record. Lineage: Eukaryota; Viridiplantae; Streptophyta; Magnoliopsida; Solanales; Solanaceae. The transcript is spliced from 8 exons. Gene Ontology annotation, cellular component: nucleus. Gene Ontology annotation, biological process: regulation of DNA-templated transcription.